CAAAAGCAAAAAAAAACAGCAAAAUGGUGCCGCAUUAAGUUCGCCAAACUCACAUUUUCUCGGGAAAAAUCCUACUUUUCUUGGCAAACAAGCCUAGAUUGGUGAUGGGUAUUGACGAGGAGUGGUAGAGAAGCAGUGGGUAGGCCUUCCUUCUUCGUCUUGUGGCAUCACAAAGCUUUAUUGGAGCUCUCGCUAACUUUUUACCUCACUCUCGAGGGUACAAAACACUACAUUUCUGACAAAAGAUACCAGAUUCAACUCAAACCCACAUGGAAGAACCUUGUGGCAUAUGUGGUGAUGUUGGUGUUAUAGAUGCAAUCAGUGUGUGCUCUCAAUGCAAAACAGCUCGUGAGCAUGUUUACUGCAGGAAAAGCUUCAACGACGAUAUCCCAAAUCAGUGGCUUUGCGAAACAUGCGAAAUGGAAGGUAAGAUUUCACCAAAAUCUUUGAAGGAUGACUCAUCUAAGACAAAACCCUCGGGUACGGUGGACAAGGAAAAUAAGGGUUCAGCUGAUUGUAGCAAACUUCCCAAAUGGGAAAAGAUUGUUAAAACGGGGAAAGUGAAAUAUAUUGCUGCUGAAGAAGCAAUCUUGCUGUCUUCGGGAGCCAAGAAAUUUCACUCCCCUUCCAAGAUUAAUGUUCACUCAAGUUCUGGGCCAGCAGUAACUCUGGGACUUGUGUCCUCGAGGACUCCCAUCAAGCCCAGAGCUACACCUCCAAAGUCCCCUGUGGUUGUCAAAGCAAAUCCUAGUUUCAGGCCUUCGGGACUUUUACCUUCCAGACAUGGCAAAAUGCAGAUCAAUUCUGUGGUUCAGCAAGAAGGUCCUAAAGGUGGUAAUGAUUGUGCGAAUGUGGAGUCCAGAAAUUUUGAUGCUGAGAAUCAUGACUUGACAGAUAUUCUGCCUGAAGCUGAGAAAUGCUUUCAAGUUCCUGCUCUACAUUCUUAUUGGAAGGGAAGCUUUGAAAUUGUUACUAGUAAUAAUAAGGAACUCAAUGAUGGGUUCCGGGCUCAUCCUCCGUCAAAAGUUCGUCGCAAAAUCUACGAGUUCUCAAAAAAAUUGCCCGAAGUUCUUCAAUUUAAAAUGCUUCCCCGUGACAGUAUUUGGACAGAGAUAUUUCAGGAUGACUGUCCAAACGAGGAUGAUAUUGGAAUGUACUUCUUCUCCAACAACAGUCAGAGAUCUGCAAAUUAUAUCUUCCUCCUGGAGUUCAUGGAGACACAAGAAUUGGUGAUGAGAUGUUACAUGGAUGGUGUAGAGUUGUUUGUGUUUACAUCCAAACUUCUCUCGUCCAAAUCUCAAAGAUGGAAUGGGGAAUACUUUCUCUGGGGAGUCUUUCGUCGUGUCAAAAAGCAUAAAGAUGUAUGCAAGCUUAAUGAGGAACAUCCUUCUUCAGAUUGUGCACAAGACACCGGCAAUGCUAAUGGGGAUGACGGUGUAGUUGACAUGGACAUUGACAUGCUUGCUGGAAAAGAUGUUGGAAGAGUUGAUAUAGCAAAUUCAAGAGAAUCAUCCAGGAGGAGUUGUGGAACCUCCGGGGAAGAAAAUGCUACUAUAAUCUCCGUGCCUGGUUCAAAUACGGAGAUUCAUUCUGUUUCGAGAGAGGUGGAUUCUGCAAUUCAACAGCCCUCGCCAGAAGUUAAAAAGGAAUUGUGCAACGACAUUCCUCCAGGUUUCGAGGGGAUUUAUAAGCUGAAAGUUCAAAAUUAUGCACAUAAGGAAGCUACAGUUCCGGUGGAAAAACAGCUCAGGCUUGAUGGGAGAGUUAUCAGCCCAGCAAAGGGUAGUGCAUGUAGAUUGCAACCGAAGCCUAUUGAAGAUUCAGAUUCACCCAGACUUCAGGGGAAGCAUCGGCAGAAACAAUAUGAAGAUGACGAGUGCUUUCAACAAGCUCCUGCUCGUACCCUAGCAACAGAUUCCAUGGCUGCCUAUACCUGCCCGCUUUCUGUAAAGAGAAAUGCAUUUGACGUUGCAGAAAAAGUUGUAGGACAUGAUAAUGAAAGAUGUGUCAAAACGGAGAAGAAUGAAUUCAUGCCUACACCAAUAUCUAAAGAAGAUUGCUCUAAGAGUCCUUUAUGCUCCCAAUUCAAGGACAAGGUACCCCCCAGAAGACAAUAGCGGUUAUCUUCAACGUUUCUUUGUGAAAGUCAAAACCGAAGUUCCAAAGUAAGAAUUUGAGAAGCUCAAUUGCAACCAUGUAGAGGUUAACAGAAAGGAUUAGUCAUUUGAUGUACAGUGGAGCCCUAGUUUUGAGUCUAGUGCUAGUCUUGUUAGAUCAUACUUGUUACUUUGCUCUUAGGUAUUUUUCCUGAAUGCUGCCUUGUUCCCAUUAGUCAGUGGCUGAUGACUAUUUGUGAUGUGUUUGUGUGCAUGACAGUCCACACUAAACUGAAACAACAGUAACUUUGAGACUGAAAUCAAUCUCCAAAAUUUUUGAAA
Molecule: messenger RNA, 2438 nt
Organism: Camellia sinensis
Lineage: Eukaryota; Viridiplantae; Streptophyta; Magnoliopsida; Ericales; Theaceae
Source: RefSeq, a predicted model, not a curated record